AUGACACUGAAGUUUACGGACUAUAUAGAGCAGAAGAUCCUGGGCAUCGGCCCCAGAGGAAAGUGUCCAAACUCCGACUCCAGCAGCAGGGAAUUCUGUAUCUUCGAGGCACCCAGAAACAAUCAGGAGGCCAAAUAUCUAGCCCCGUACCAGGAAGGAAAAGUAGGGGGACAGAGCACACAGACCAGGGGGAAUUUAUGGUGGUAUUCAAGGGGCAUUUGUAUAGGCUUAGAAGCCUGGUGGGCAGGUCUAAAGCAACAGCCAGAUCAAGGAAAAACAUAUUACGGCGAAUCCUGUAAGCCUAAGAAGGCACAGGCGAGGGCUAUGGGAACAGCUACAGGCUCGGACUGUGAGAUACCGAGUCAAAAUUUGCAGUGGGCGCAAUGGCAUAAAAGGAGAGAGAUAAGCACAUGGAAUCCCAGUGCGAGGUAUUUAGGGGUCUGCAUGGAUAUAGUCUCGAUGAUCUUGGAGAACUUUCAGAUGUAUACCCCAAAGCGGCCAAAGGAGGCCACGGGAUUGAAUACAGAUCCUUGUCAGGCAUUAUAUGAGUCCCUAGAGAAAUGGGGGGGGGGAAGAAAGGGCUGCGCGUAUAAUGGAAGAUUGGGGAAAGAUCUGUAUGAAGUAGUUACUGAGUUGUUCUACGGGGAUGAUCAGGGAGAGAAAAAUGUAUAUUGCAAAUUAUUACCAAGAGGUGACCAAGCCUCUCAGGACUCAGGAGGAAAGUAUAAAUUAGAAGUCCAGAAGGGUUAUGAGUUCAAGACAUGCAGCGCAGGUGCAGAUGCUUGUGAGCAGCUAGAAGAAUACAAAAACUCCGUAGCUGAGUCGCUUCAUGAAGGAGGAGUUCCUGAUAGCUUAAUAUCUUCAGCAACAUCCACCAGUUCUUAUGCAGGGAGCUUUUCAAGGGCGGACGCGGGAAACGGGCAACGGAAUUCCGGAGUCUCAGCCAAUGAGGAUGAUAUGAGUGAGCAUUAG
Molecule: messenger RNA, 972 nt
Organism: Plasmodium inui San Antonio 1
Lineage: Eukaryota; Apicomplexa; Aconoidasida; Haemosporida; Plasmodiidae
Exons: 2
Coding region: 1-972 (323 amino acids)
Source: RefSeq, a predicted model, not a curated record